Molecule: messenger RNA, 1678 nt
Organism: Closterium sp. Naga37s-1
Lineage: Eukaryota; Viridiplantae; Streptophyta; Zygnematophyceae; Desmidiales; Closteriaceae
Source: the annotation of a GenBank genome assembly
AUGGCCCCGCGGAGUCUGCCUGCGGCGCUCGACCUGUUCCGUCGCUGCGCGCCGCUGCUCGUCUUGCUCCUCGCGCCCGCCACCGCCGUGCAUGGUGCCGCUGGUUUGGAGGCCACGGCCUCCCGUUCACGUGCCGCGUCGCACGUGUCGCAUAGAUCGCAUGUAUCAUACGCAGCUUCGUUCGCCGAGGAGCGUCGCGCGUCCGUCGCUCGUCAGCUGAGUGGGACAGCCGCGUUAGCCGCACCGACGAAGCUCGCACCUUCCCAAUUGCAAGCGCUGCUGGCGCUGGACGCGGCGUGGGGGGUGUGGCGGCUGGACGAGUCGGCCGAGUAUUGCUGGCAAUGGAACUUCGUCCAGUGCGACUCGCUCGGCAUGGUCACCAACUUGACGUGCGGGAAAUCCAUCAUGGCUGGCGCCAUGGACCCUGCUAUCUCCAACCUUACCUCGCUCCAAGAACUUGACGUGGCAGAGAGCAACUUGACUGGCAGCUUCGACUUCAUGGCCUCUCUGCCCGCCUCCAUGCAGCACCUGGACUUGAGCGGCACCAAGCUGAGUGGCGAGCUGCCUGUUUCCAUCGACAGCGCAACCAAGCUCACAUACCUCAAUCUGGGGUUUCUGAACUUCACCCGAUUGCCUGCAUGGAUCAGCUCCCUUUCCAGCCUCGAAUACUUAGACGUGUCUGGCAUCACGGGCCAGCGCAUGCGCACCGCACCCUUCCCCACGGAGUGGACGGCCCUAAAAAAGCUGCAGAACCUGUACGCGGAUGACAAUGGGUUCACGGGCUCCAUUCCCAGCACCAUCUCCGCCCUCUCCAGCCUCACGCAUCUGUCAUUGGGUUACAACUACUACAUUUCGGGAAGCAUACCCGACACACUUUCCACCCUCAAGUCCUUGUACUAUCUACGGCUUGCCUCGAACAACCUGUCAGGCUCCAUCCCUCCGUCCUUCACCGCUUUGACAUCUCUCGCUGUCCUCAAUAUCAAGGAGAACCCUCUUUCAGGAGGCUUGGAGGCACUUUCAAGCAUGAAGGAGAUCUUCUACCUCAUUAUCGGUUCGUGCAAUUUCUCGGGCCCCUUUCCUGAAUUGAAGGCGUUAAAAAGCAUGAAUACCCUGGACAUAUCCAACAACCGCUUCACGGGAACCUUCCCGGCAGUCGCGCUCCGUACAAGCGUUACUCACAUCAACAUGUCCCGCAAUGCCUUCACAGGAGCUAUCCCUUCUGCCAUCUCCAACCUGCUCUACCUGUCAACGCUGGAUCUUCACGGCAAUGCUUUCACUGGCACUCUCCCAGACGUUCGCUCUUAUGACAAGCUUGCUGAGCUAGAUGCUCUGCUCAUCGGAGGUACAUGGGGUUGCUCCAAGUUCAAGUUCGAUUCGAGCCUCUUGAAAAAGUUGAACCAAUGUUCCACUCCACGCCACGGCAAUCAGUUCACGGGCGCCCUUCCUACCUCCUAUUCCCGCAUGUCCUAUCUGCAGCUGCUGAAUGUCAAUGACAACAAGUUGUCCGGCCCCAUUCCUGCCAGCGUGGGCAGCCUUGCCAACCUGUGGUCCUUUAACACGACGGCCUCGGGUCUGACCUGCCCAGCAGACGGCAGCAAGUGUGUGGUGCAGCAGCAGAACACCUCUACCUUCUGCCAGCUCUGCUACUCCUUCUGCUCCUCCUGCACGCCCCUCAAGC